Molecule: messenger RNA, 1419 nt
Organism: Vanessa tameamea
Lineage: Eukaryota; Metazoa; Arthropoda; Insecta; Lepidoptera; Nymphalidae
Gene: fy
Product: protein fuzzy homolog
Exons: 8
Coding region: 111-1337 (408 amino acids)
Biological process (GO): vesicle-mediated transport; non-motile cilium assembly
Source: RefSeq, a predicted model, not a curated record
AAUAUCUCAUUUAUGUAGACAUCACAAAAAGUUUUAGUGUCCUUGUAAAUAAAUUUAUUUAUACAGUGCAGUUAUUUUGCGUAUUGUGAUUUAACAAAUUUUUAAUUAUAAUGUCCGUAAUAGCAAUAGCGGUAGCAUCCGAAAGCGGUGUACCUAUAUUUUCAAGGAAACGCGGCAAUAAUGAUAAUAUUCAAUUUUCAACUAUUGCAUCUCUUCAUGGAAUUAACAUGUUUACUAAGUGUCAUAACUUGUCCCUGAUUAACACUCAGGUUGAAAAUGGUACAAUACUUUGGAAAGAAUUCUGUAAAAGUGUCACAUUAAUUGGAAUCGCUACUGGUGGACUCGAGUAUGAUCUGGAACUGCUGCUGUCAUGUAUUCAUGAUGCAAUGGUCUUUUUUAUUGGCAAAAAAGAUUUAGAGAAUUUGAAAAACAUUGAUCAAAUAAAGAGAGAUUUAAGACAAUGCUAUCCAAUAAUAGAUUAUCUCUUGGAAACAUUGGAUCCUAAUACAGUGCCUCGGUCAACAAUUGUUCUAGAUUCCAUUCAGAGUAUGCUUUGUCCUCAGGCACAACAGUUGCAACAAGUAUUAGAUAACUAUGCACAAACUGUAACAGGUCGUUGGGCAUGUCUAAGUAUACAUGGACACUUGGUGGCAACAAGUUCAGAUUUUUAUGAAUUGGAUGUAAGAGAAGCAAGAUUACUUCUGUUGCUUGCAGCUGCUCAAGAUGGAGUCCCUUUAAGGGAUUCUCUUGUUUACUUGCCUCAAAUGAGUCCAAAUGUGGCAUUUAGAGCAGUAACUUGCAAACUUCUAGCAGAUGUUUAUGUUUUGGUGAUCUGUGGAGUAACUCCACCACUGUCUCAAAUAGAUGAAAUAGUCCUGCAAUGCUGGGAAAGCUAUGCGCAUAUUAUAAAAGAAGCAAAACUUAUACAUCCUAGAAAUUUUCCAUUGAGCAUCACAUUUGACCCUGUGUUUAUAGGGAUUAUGGUAGUGAAUAUAAACAAACGAAGAUGUGUAUUCUCCCGCCAUUUGCAUGGCUCGAAUCAAAAGAGCCGAGGAAUGUCAGGGGUCCAUCGUAUAGAUAUUUUGAGAACAUUCUAUGUAACGACAGCAAGAGAUUUAGCACCUGAGUUCAAAUUGGAACGAGACGACAGAGAAGUUAUUGAUGGGGCUGUAAGUGAAAUGUACUGGUGUUCCGAAUAUCACAAAUGUCAUGCGCAAAGAUCAGGAAAUCUUUUGUGCUGCGCUUUAUACGCCCCCACAGUUCCUAAUCAUACAAUGAGGUUAUUAACGAAUCAAAUACUUCAAGAUUUAUCGACAAAUAAAGAUAUUUUCUGGUGAUUAACGUAAUUAUUUCCGAAAUAAAUAAUCCGUCCAAUAUUUUGUAUUUUAUAUAUAUAAAUAAUAAAACAAACAUUAACUA